AAACCAUAACAUGGUAGAAGCGACGGUGCCGCUCCAUCACAACAACAACAGGGACGCUCCACAGUGAGGGAAACCUUUAUGCAAACUGCACCUGUUAUCAAGAAGAGUGAGGGAAACUCCGCACACACAGACAGCACAUAUCCUAAACAAGAAUAAAUUACUUAUUAUCAAGAAGAGGAAGCUGCAAGUAUUUUCAAGACGAAUGUAGAGUGUCCACACACCAGCACCCAAGCCUGACUUCUUGAACGUUAGCACAACUCUUGCAGUCGUCAAGAAAAACUUCAUAUAAACUUUACGCUCAUAAAGAAGACGAAUAUGAAUUUAGAACUGCUUGAAUCCUUUGGGCAGAACUAUCCUGAAGAGUUUGAUGGAGCCCUUGAUUGUGCAUCAUUAGCUGUCACAUGUGCAUUUAACAGACGGGGAACACUCUUGGCUGUGGGAUGUAAUGAUGGACGUAUAGUUAUUUGGGAUUUUCUAACCCGUGGCAUUGCAAAGGUUAUAAGUGCUCAUGUUCACCCCGUUUGUUCUCUCAGUUGGUCUAGAGCUGGAUACAAGCUUGUGAGUGUCUCCACUGACAACAAUGUGUGCAUCUGGGAUGUGCUGUCGGGAGAGUGUGAUAUGAAAUAUAGGUUCCCUUCGCCUGUCAUGAAGGUUCAGUUUCACCCAAGAAAUGACAAGAUGUUCUUGGUUUGCCCAAUGAGGCAUCCUGCAGUAUUGGUUAAUGUAGAUUCUACACAUGAAAUUAUUCCUAUGGAUGAUGAAGGAGACGUCAACAUUGUUGCAUCCUUCGAUCGUCGAGGAGAACACAUUUUUACAGGCAAUAGUCGUGGAAAACUUUUAAUUCUGUCAUGUCCAGAAUUGAAGAUUAAAGCUACAUUUAGAAUCGGUCAAGGAACCACUAGUGCAGCAGCUGUGAAGAGCAUCGAGUUUGCCAGGAGGACAGAAUACUUUCUGGUGAACUCGGCCGAUCGUGUAAUUCGUGUAUAUGAUGCACGUAAAGUGUUGAAGUGUGGAAAAGAUGAUGAUCCUGAACCUACACAGAAGCUGCAGGAUCUUGUUAAUAAAACCAUGUGGAAAAAGUGUUGUUUCUCUGGAGAUGGGGAGUACAUUUGCGCUGGCUCAGCACGCCAACACUCUUUGUACAUUUGGGAACGAAGUGUUGGCAACUUGGUUAAGAUUCUUCACGGAACCAAAGGAGAAAUGCUGCUGGAUGUUGUGUGGCAUCCAGUAAGACCCAUUAUGGCAUCCAUCAGCUCUGGGGUUGUGUCCGUGUGGUCUCAGAACCAGGUAGAAAACUGGUCAGCCUUUGCUCCGGAUUUUAAAGAGCUUGAUGAAAAUGUUGAGUAUGAAGAACGGGAAUCAGAGUUUGAUCAGAGUGAUGAAGACAAGAGCGUUGAACUGAGCCAAGAGAGAAGAGAAGAAGAUGUGGAGGUUGAUGUGACUAGUACAGAACCAGUUACUGCCUUCUGUAGCUCAGAUGAAGAUGACGACAGCAAUGCUCUUUUGUACCUCCCCAUCUCUCCUGAAAUAGAAGAACCUGAAGAAGGCUGGGGUCCCGAGGGUGCACCAAAUGAAGAUCUCUCGUCCAAGAGAUCGGGUGACAGUAAAGAAAAUGUUUCUCCAAAAAAGAAGAGACCUAAAACAUUUGACAUUUCAUUAGAAAAUGCACCAACAGAUGAGGUUCAUCCACUGGUCAGCAACAGACCAAAGGAAAAGCAAGCUGCAGGAAACAAGAAAGGACGAAACAACUCCAAAGACUCAAAAAAGGAUAGAAAAAAACACUAAUAAAGGUUUAUAUACAUAUAUAGUAUUGUGUUUCUUUCCUUGAUAUCAAUAGAUUAUAACAAUAGUCAGUUCCUGUCCAAAUUGGGAUUAUUAUUUUUAGGACUUAGUAUAUACAGUAUGUGAUAUAUGUGAAAUACAGUAAUAUCUUUUUUUUAAAGAAAAUUUAUUGUUUUAACAAAAAUUAAAAGUUAAAAAACGAACGUCUUUCCAGUGUUUCACAUUUGUAAUUCAUUAUAAUUAUUAGGGCUUUAUUUGUAUAGUAUAGGAAAUUAAUAAAGGGUCCUAUGAAAAGGUUUAUGAAAUAAUAAUCACUGAUAAACAUGUUAUUUAUAAUAUAGAAGUGUACAUUCAUUUUAAAUUUUAUACUGAUGUUAAUUUAUAUAGGAAAACUAAAGUUAGUUUAAGCAGAUAUUUUCAAUCAGACUUACCAUUGAAAAUGGUACAGUCAGGUUUGAUUGUCAGAGUUAACUGGUUUUAGAAAUGCUUCUGUACAUAAUAAUUUUGGUUCAAGCGGAGCAUGUAUCUAAACAGUAAAUGUAAAUUGUGAGUUUAACAAUAUUUGCAAAUGCAAUUUUCUUGUAUACGAAUGUUUCUGUGUACUAUGCACACUUGAAGAUAUACAGUACAAUCAUUGUCCUUUUAUCUUAACUGUUCGGGACCGAGCCCUGAAGAAUAAUUGACAAGUUCAUACAGUACAUGUCUGGCAUGAUACAAAAUUCCAGGAAGACGCUGAGCUCGGCAUAUUGCAGUUGGGAGAGUUAGCAUAGAAUUUUUAGCACACCAUCAUUCCUUUUGCCUAUGGCAUUUCCCCAGUUAGACUGAAGGUAAUUUUAAUGAAUUUAACAAGCCUUUACAGGCAAAAUAUUUUAAAUUAAAGUCAAUGCUCAAUUUUGCAUUUUCUACACUAUUGAUGUAAUGUUUGUUGAUACAGUAGUGCUCACCAACUUCAGAUUUGUUUGAUUGUAAUUAUAAAUGUACUGUAUUAUCAUGUAGGAAUAAAGAGUGUUUAUUA
Procambarus clarkii (red swamp crayfish) is the source of this 2797-nucleotide messenger RNA. It is a transcript of the gene Rbbp5, whose product is annotated as retinoblastoma binding protein 5. Gene Ontology annotation, cellular component: Set1C/COMPASS complex. Lineage: Eukaryota; Metazoa; Arthropoda; Malacostraca; Decapoda; Cambaridae. The record is from RefSeq and is a predicted model, not a curated record. Gene Ontology annotation, molecular function: protein binding.